CAGACUUAAACUAUUCGGUUUAUUUUGCGCGUUUGUUUCACCGAACUUCAAGUUUGCAGCGAACAAGAAAAAAAAAAAAAUAAAAAAAAGAGAGAGAGAAUGGCACUUAAAAGCUCUACAACAGCAGAGGCAGAAAACACUUACUUAACAAAGACGAACACGAAUGGAAGACAUCAAGAACGCCCACCGCUUCAGAUAGUUUGGCUGAAUGUUUACCUGAUAACGAGCUUGCAUGGAAUGGCCCUGUACGGGAUUUACAUCCUCCCUUGGACAAAACCGUGGACAUGGCUUUGGACGGGGCUCUGUUUUAUUUUAGGAGGUAUGGGAGUUACUGUUGGAGCGCAUAGAUUGUGGACACACCGCUCAUUCAAGGCAACUCGGUCUCUUAGAUUAUUCCUGAUGUUAAUGAAUUGCAUGACCGCCCAGAAUGACAUUUUUCAAUGGGUAAGAGACCAUCGUGUUCACCAUAAGUAUUCUGAGACCGAUGCCGACCCACACAAUGCUGAGAGAGGUUUCUUUUUCUCGCACGUCGGUUGGCUGAUGGUUAGAAAACAUCCUGAUGUCAUAACGAAGGGAAAACAGAUCGAUAUGAGCGAUCUGUACGCCGACGAUAUCGUUAUGUUUCAGAGAAGGCACUACAAGCUUCUCGUCAUUAUCUUCAACAUAAUCUUUCCAACUCUGAUUCCUUGGUACAUCUGGGAUGAAACGAUAUGGAACUCUUUUUUCGUUUGUUUUGCGUUUCGUUACGCGUAUGUGCUCAAUGUGACAUGGAGCGUGAACAGUUUCGCCCAUAUGUGGGGAUCACGACCUUACGACGAAGCCAUAAGCCCGUCGCAAAACCUUGCUGUUAAUUUAGGGACACUUGGCGAAGGCUCUCACAACUUUCAUCAUUGUUUUCCCCAAGACUACGCCACAUCUGAACUGAAUACUUACAUCAACGUGUCUAAAUUUCUUAUAGAUUGUUUCGCUCUAGUCGGGCUGGCUUAUGACUUAAAGACAACUUCUAAGGAAGCUGUGUUACAGCGAAGGAGGCGAACGGGAGAUUUAAGAAGCCAAAACCAGUAGAGGGGAGUGAGCAAUUACAAGAGAAAAUAAUGAGACCUUGUUCUUUUUUUCUCUUGAUAUUUAGUAAUUAAUGAAUUUCAUGAAUGAGAUGAGUUUUUGUUUGAGUGACAGUUUUAAACCUAUUUGAAAGUGUUAGCACCCUAGUUCUUUCAUCUGUUGUAGCUGGGUAUGAAAAGAUGAAGACAUUUCUCCCCCAUCCCCUCCCAUACGAAUUUUGAAAGCAUCAGUGCUGCUAGCAAAUCACAUUGUGCCUGGGAGAGAAGGGGGGUGUGGGGGGGGGGAGUAAUUAAAGUACCAAGGAAAACAAUAUAAACCCAUGUGUAAUUUAUGUAAUACAGUUUCCAUGUAUGGUGAUAAUUUAUUAAGUAUUUGGAUUUUUUGCAAAGUUGUCUUGAGGACUUUUGGCCGGGUUAACUUAAAGUUACACCCUUCAUUAUCAAAAAGGAGAGGUGACUGAACUUUGUCGAGAAUUAAUUUGGCAUGUUCUUUGUACCAGUUCUGUUACAUAUUGUUGCAAAAAGCAUAUUUUACACCCAUAUUAUAUCAGUUUGCACUAAACCAAACCAUCAAAUAGUGAUUCAUGAACUCUUCACACAACUGAGCCUUUAUCAAAUCGUGCUACAGCAUGAAAUAAUUUUGUUUCAUCAACUGACUUUAUAAAGUGAAUUGGUCACCUUAGAGAGUCUGUAAAACUGACCUUUCAAACGUCAGCCCUUCGUUAGAGCUAAACUGGGAUAAUCCCUUUUGCGACACGAACCAUUAACCCGGUUAACAUUUAAAGACCAGCAUGAGAAGUUUGGGUACAAUCUGACUCAUUACAAAAGAAACCAAUACAGCCACUUUGACAAUAAAAAGGUUGUAUUUUUUGUUUUCAGUUCACUCCUACUUAAAUGGUAUAUAUGUCCCCGUAAUAUUGAUUUUACUGCUAUCAGUUCUAAAACUAAGUUGAUUUUAUAAUCAUAUAAACACUGCUUAUUUGUGGUGCACUAAUAUCAUCCAAAUAAAAUGAAUUUUUUACAUAAUUUUAAAUCUAUUGGUUAAGAAUACCCGCUUAAAAUCUCGAAAACUAAAGUUGAUUAUCAGCUUUCCAGCACGCCGCUGUUUUUACCAUAAAAUUUAUCUUUACGUGACAACCAAUACAGCCCUUGCGUGACUAAUUAAAAAUUACACUGCGUGACAUAACGCUUGCCCUCUGCAAUAUCAAAAUCUGCUCGCAAAUGGCAUUUACAGAUAAAUACAGUUACAUUAUAAAUCCAUUAGAGAUGCAUCUUUGUUGCAAUAAGGUAGGCGCUAUACAGGAUGUCUCGUCAGUACGAUUACUCUGCCACACUAAAAAAAA
Molecule: messenger RNA, 2404 nt
Organism: Stylophora pistillata
Lineage: Eukaryota; Metazoa; Cnidaria; Anthozoa; Scleractinia; Pocilloporidae
Product: stearoyl-CoA desaturase-like
Biological process (GO): unsaturated fatty acid biosynthetic process
Cellular component (GO): endoplasmic reticulum membrane
Molecular function (GO): iron ion binding; stearoyl-CoA 9-desaturase activity
Source: RefSeq, a predicted model, not a curated record